Notolabrus celidotus (New Zealand spotty) is the source of this 1414-nucleotide messenger RNA. RefSeq names its product glyoxylate reductase/hydroxypyruvate reductase a (gene grhpra). The coding region runs from base 195 to 1181 and encodes 328 amino acids. The record is from RefSeq and is a predicted model, not a curated record. Gene Ontology annotation, molecular function: hydroxypyruvate reductase (NADH) activity; glyoxylate reductase (NADPH) activity; NAD binding. Gene Ontology annotation, cellular component: cytosol. The transcript is spliced from 9 exons. Lineage: Eukaryota; Metazoa; Chordata; Actinopteri; Labriformes; Labridae.
UAAAGAAGUACUUCCUGAUGUCUGCAGCAGCUUGUGAAGUGUAGUUUCUCCAUCAGUUAUCGUUGUGUAGACGCUGAAGGUUAAAACGUGGCGGUACCUGUGUGUGCAGAGUGUGUAGACGUCUUACCUUUCCACAAAGUAACUUGUUUUCUGUCCGAAGAGGAUUUUAAUCAACUGUUCUCCGUUAAAGUGUGAUGCAGACAGUUGCGAAACUUAUGAAGGUUUUCGUAACGAGGCGCAUCCCGCAGGAGGGGAUGAAGAUCCUGUCAGCCUCUACAGUAUGUGAGGUGUCUCAGUGGGACUCGGAUGAACCUGUGCCCAGAGAAGAGUUUCUCAAAGGCGUGCAGGGUGCUCAUGGUAUCCUGUGUAUGCUGUCAGAGAAGAUUGAUGUAGAGCUUCUGGAUGCUGCAGGGCCAAACCUGAAAGUCAUCAGCACCAUGUCUGUGGGAUUUGACCACUUGGUUCUUCAUGAAAUCAAAAAACGUGGAAUACGUGUUGGAUACACUCCUGGUGUCCUGACUGACGCCACAGCAGAACUGACUGUAGCGCUGCUGCUCGCCACCGCUCGCAGAUUACCAGAGGCAGUGGAGGAGGUCAAAAAUGGUGGCUGGACCUGCUGGAAACCUCUCAUGCUGUGUGGUUAUGGACUCUCUGGCAGCACCGUGGGAGUGAUUGGGCUGGGACGCAUAGGCAUGGCCAUUGCUCGCAGACUCAUGCCAUUCGGAGUGAAAAGGCUGCUGUACUCUGGGAGAACAGCCAAGGCCGAUGCUGCUGAAUUGAAUGGAGAGUUUGUUCCCCUGGACACACUUGUGGCUGAGAGUGACUUUAUUGUUGUGUCCUGCUCCCUGACACCAGAGACUCAGGGGAUGUGUGACAAGGCCUUCUUCAGCAAAAUGAAAAAAACAGCAGUCUUUGUCAACUCAAGCAGGGGAGCUGUCGUGAACCAGGAGGACCUGUAUCAAGCUUUGAGCAGCGGACAGAUUGCUGCCGCUGGGCUGGAUGUCACAACACCUGAGCCACUUCCAACAGACCACCCUCUUCUUACUCUUAAAAACUGUGUGGUGUUACCACACAUCGGCAGUGCCACCUACUCCACCAGAGGCGUCAUGGCAGCUCUGUCAGCUCAGAACCUGCUGGGGGGUAUACAGGGCACAGAGAUACCCACUGAACUCACUUUCUAGUGCCACAAAACCCUGCAGUAUGUCAAAAACACUAUAUAGGCUUUAUUUAGGUUGAGAGCUGUAUUUGAACCCCAAAGCCUUACUAAAUGUGUAAGAUUAGCCUUUGACUUCUUAAUCCACACUUUAUUCUGAUGCUAAUACUCCAUGUUUACUGUAACAAAACAGUUUAACACUCCAGUUCUGUGUCAAAUUAGAAACUAUGAACAAUAAAAACUGAUGGCUUAGCUCUUUCA